GUAAAAAUCCUGCAGCACGUACUCGUAUUGCGAUUAUAGCUUGAUAUUUUAAAGAAAAUAUGAGUUAUACGCGCACCGCUAUUCUCAUUUUAUACGAAAGGUUUAAAUUGGAUUUUUCUCAAAACAUCAAGGAUUUCCGAGUAAACCGUGGUGGUGACCAGUCUUCGACGCUCUGGCUCUGGCAACUAAUAUAGUUGACAGACUCCCUGAGUUGAUGGAUGAAAGGACAUCAAAACUAACCUAUAAACUAUAAAACUUUCCAGUGAAGCAACGGAGUUUAAUCUGACGAUUUGAUUUCUUUCAUAUAUAGUGAAAAGUUUUUUCCACUAAUCGCCAAAAUGCGAAGAUUUGCUGACUCGUUAAUCUUCUCGAUCCUAAUACUCCAAAGUUAUAUUUGUUUAUUGUCAGCCAACCCAAAAAUAGCUAUCAUUGGUGGUGGGAUUGGUGGAGCGUCAGCGUCUCACUAUUUAAAUGAAUUAUUCCAUGGGGAAUUGAAUAUGGAUCUCUUUGAAGCCAAAGAGCUCGGUGGACGUUUGGCCACAGUGGAAGUGGCUGGAACAGAGUAUGAAUCUGGUGGAUCUAUCAUUCACGAUAAGAAUUUGCUUAUGAGGCAUUUUGUGAAACUACUCGGAAUGGAAGAAAGACCGUCAUGUGGGGACCAAAAGUUUGCCAUAUGGAACAAAGACGAAUUUGUUUUUGAAGAAAGUUCCUGGACAGUUAUGACUGUGGGAAGAUUAAUCUUUCGAUACAGUCUGCAACCAUUCAGACUUCAUAGUCAUGUGAAUUCGGUGCUUGAGGACUUUAGCAAGAUUUAUCAACUCCACGAUCAGGGUAUAGCGUUUAAAAAUGUAACUGCUUUGCUUUCAGCGUUAAACGUCGAAUUUCCAAAAAUGUUGCAAAUAUCUACGCAAGAAUAUCUGACCAAAGCAGGAUUUUCUCCGCGUUUAAUCAAUGAACUGGUUGAGGCUACUCUCGUUGUGAAUUAUGGUCAAAACACCAACGUUCAAAGUUUUGUUGGUUGUGUUUCUGUCGCAGGAGCUGGAGCUGAUUUAUGGUCUGUUAAAGGAGGAAAUAAAGAUGUACCAAAACACUUGAUAUAUAGAAACAGCAAAGUUAAUGUUGUGCCUUCAAUCGUCAAAAAGAUAGUCCAUAUACCGAGAAAGAACAAUAGUCCAAUUUACGAAGUGCACUACAUUAACAAUGGGAGUUCUGAUGUCAUCAAAAGUAUCUACGACAUAGUGAUCAUAGCAGUUCCUUUAACGGCAGAUCACAAGAUGGCGAUAGAAUUUAAAGAUUUUCCGAAAAACGUGAACCUCGAAUUUCCGGGUUCUUAUCAGACUACGAUUGUGACAUUCGUCCAUGGUGAUUUGCAGCGAAAAUAUUUCAAUUUGGAUGACUCGAUCGAUGCUAUACUGAGUUGCAAUCCGAAUAAAACAAUCAUCAGCUCUGUGGGAAAUCUCGUAUCGGUUGAUGGGAAAUGUUCUAGGGUCUGGAAAAUAUUCUCGAGGGAACCUCUGGAACAAAGUUUUAUUAACGAAAUGUUCACAAAUAUCGAGAACAAAAACAUUAUAAACUGGAAAGCAUAUCCUAAGUACGAAAGAAAUAAUCCUCGGCUGGAUUUCAAAUUAUACGAAUCGCUGUAUCACGUGAACGCGAUUGAAUGGGCCGCAAGUGCUAUGGAAAUGAGUGCGAUCGGAGGGAGAAACGUUGCAAUUCUGGCUUACAACGAGUACAUGAGAAGUCAUUUACCAAAGGAAUCAUUGGAUGUACCGAAAUACGAAAAAUUGCAAAGUUCCGAAGACCUAUAGAAGUGUCAGGAAUCGCAAAUUUAGGUUAAAUAACAUAGAAAAACGUUACUGUGUGACGCAAUUGUUAUACAGUUAAGUGAUUUGUUAAAUAAAGAUUACCAUGUAAUUUUAACCAAAGAA
Messenger RNA from Venturia canescens, 1928 nucleotides. RefSeq names its product prenylcysteine oxidase-like. The record is from RefSeq and is a predicted model, not a curated record. Bases 339 to 1808 code for a protein of 489 amino acids. Lineage: Eukaryota; Metazoa; Arthropoda; Insecta; Hymenoptera; Ichneumonidae. Gene Ontology annotation, molecular function: prenylcysteine oxidase activity. The transcript has 7 exons. Gene Ontology annotation, biological process: prenylcysteine catabolic process; prenylated protein catabolic process.